ACUCUCUUAUUGUUUUAUUUACGUGUGACACGUGCCCAGGGACCAAUGAGGUCAGUAGGACCUGUGCAAGGGCUGCGUUGGAUUAGCAGUUUCAAGCUUCACAUCUACGUGCUCCUGUUAUGUGCAUCAAUAGUCGCAUGUGACGAUCGUGUACGAUUGGAAGAUGUUACCACUCUAACGUUGGUGAAGGGGCAGAUGACCGCUGGACGACGUUCAGCGCCUGUCCCGCAAUUGCAAUGUAUUGGUGGUAGCGCAAAAGGCCGUUAUGAACCACGAGUAAGCAGUUCUUUCAGCUAA
This is a messenger RNA of Anisakis simplex (herring worm), 297 nucleotides long. The record is from the annotation of a GenBank genome assembly. NCBI's taxonomy places the organism in Eukaryota, Metazoa, Nematoda, Chromadorea, Rhabditida, Anisakidae.